Molecule: messenger RNA, 972 nt
Organism: Maudiozyma saulgeensis
Lineage: Eukaryota; Fungi; Ascomycota; Saccharomycetes; Saccharomycetales; Saccharomycetaceae
Source: the annotation of a GenBank genome assembly
AUGAGUAACCGUAAAAGUUCAGCAGCUAGUUUACUUUUACGACAAUACAGAGAACUUACUGAUCCAAAGAAAGCUAUUCCAUCAUUUCAUAUAGAAUUAGAUGAUGAUUCAAAUAUUUUUGUAUGGAAUAUUGGUGUAAUGGUAUUAAAUGAGGAUUCAAUAUAUCAUGGUGGAUAUUUUAAAGCACAAAUGAGAUUUCCUGAAGAUUUCCCAUUUUCUCCACCGCAAUUUAGAUUUACUCCUGCAAUUUAUCAUCCAAAUGUUUAUAGAGAUGGUAGAUUAUGUAUUUCAAUUUUACAUCAAUCUGGUGAUCCUAUGGCCGAUGAAAUUGACGCAGAAACUUGGUCUCCUGUACAAACUGUUGAAUCUGUUUUAAUUUCUAUUGUAUCUUUAUUAGAAGAUCCAAAUGUUUCAAGUCCUGCUAAUGUUGAUGCUGCUGUUGAUUACAGAAAAAAUCCAGAUCAAUAUAAGCAAAGAGUUAAAAUGGAAGUUGAAAGAUCAAAACAAGAUAUUCCUGCUGGAUUUGUUAUGCCUUCAUCUGAUACAGCUUAUUUAUCAUCAAGACAAACUUCUGCUAAUGGUAGAAAUGGUUUAGAUGAUUUAAAUCAAUUCGAUGAAAAUGGUAAUAAUAAUAAUAGUAAUGGUAAUAAUAAUAAUAAUGGUAGUAAUAGUAAUAGUAAUAGUAAUAAUAUCGGAGAAAAUUUUUGGUAUGAUAGUGAUGAUGAACAAAAUAUAUCUGAUUUCAUUAAUGAUGAUAAUGAUGAUAAAUCUAUGGGAUUUAAUGAUGAUGAUGUUUAUAACUAUAAAGGUUAUGAUGAAGAUGAUGAACAAGAUAUUCAAUUCGAUGAUGAAGAUGAAGACGAAGAAGAAGAUGAUGAUAGCAUAGAUAGUGUCAUGGAUAGAAAACAACCAAAUAAAGCUGGUGAUGAAAGUGAAGAUGUUGAAGAAAUGGAAAAAUUAGAUAAAAAAUAG